Messenger RNA from Peniophora sp. CBMAI 1063, 1041 nucleotides. The record is from the annotation of a GenBank genome assembly. Lineage: Eukaryota; Fungi; Basidiomycota; Agaricomycetes; Russulales; Peniophoraceae.
AUGGCUGAAGGAACCAAGGUACAACAGAUACUCACGACGACCCCUGAGAUUCGUGAAUCUUUCGAACGCGAGCUUCCCUCGCGCAAGGCGCGUAAAGAGAAUAUAGCAAAUAUGCCAGAGGCGUGCCACAAUCCGCGAUGCGGCCAGUUGCAAGCGCGAGCCACAUUGAAGACCUGCUCGCAAUGCAAGAGUGUUUACUACUGCUCGGAAAAAUGCCAAAAGGAAAACUGGAAGGAUCAUAAGAAACGGUGUAGUCCAGCAGGCGAGUCGCCUGCGGAGCUACCUCUCCGUCUCGCUAGGCGGUCUCUUGGGACAGAAAGACUUGUCGACUACCUCACAUACAUGGCACUCACAACCUGGGAUCUCCACAAAGACCAUAAUGCCGGAAAUGGACAGCUUCUUGAAGUGGUAUGCGAUGUUCAAGUGGCAGAUAUCAUGGCUCAUCUGUCAAGAGCGCUCUCUGGCCAGGGAGAAGAUGAGAACGCGCAGGUUUGCCUCAACAUUGAGCAAGUGCGGCCAGUAUCUCUCGACGAUCCUCGUGUGCCGGAGCAUAUUUCGCGCACAGCGCGAGACGUAUGUCGUGGAAUGGCCCGUGUGCACACCCCUAAUACUCCACUCGUAACCUUCUGGUUCACCGUAUCAGGCGGCCACCCAGAUGCAGCCCCGCCUUCAAGGCCUCGCUCACCUUAUGAAAGUGAUAACGAGGAAGCCCGAGCGAGAACUGCGGAGCAGAAGGACGCUCGAAGGAAAGAGAAGCAGGACGAAGCCCGGAAGAACUGGGAGAGGCAGUGCGCUGAAUACAAAAGCAAGGCCGAAAUAGCAGCCACAGUGAAUGCGCGCAAGAGUUUCACGCAUACGGCGAUGGUUCAGGCCUGGCAGACGCAAAAUGCGCGCGACCGGUCGUAUGAGAUAGUAGUCUCGGCGACAUUCGGCUCCAUCAAGGAAGAAAGGACCCCAGACUCUAUGCGCCAACAAUUCAAUAACUUCGUACGCAUGGACAAGAAGAAUAUUACGAGGCUUCGCGCGUAUCCGAACCCAUGA